Messenger RNA from Vigna unguiculata (cowpea), 1708 nucleotides. Its product is annotated as GPI-anchored protein. The record is from RefSeq and is a predicted model, not a curated record. Lineage: Eukaryota; Viridiplantae; Streptophyta; Magnoliopsida; Fabales; Fabaceae.
AUUAUACAAGAACCCCACCCAUCUUUUACCCUUUAUCUUUCUCUGCCUUUCCCUUUGGUUGCUCCUACCCAUAAACCUACACUAACAUCACCACAUUUUCUUCUCUUUCGUUACAGAAAAAGAACACAACUUUCUCCCAUUCCAUUCCAUUGCAUUCCCCUAAGCUUAACCAUACACUCUCUCACUCUUGAAUUAGCACCAUGUCAUGCACACUUUUCCUCUUCUGCAUCCUUUUCUUCUUCCCUUGCUACCUCUGCCACCCUGACUCAGCAGGAACAAACACCCUUAAUCCCAUUCUGCUAACCCCAUCAAAGCCUUCAACAACAAUCCCUGCAUUCCCCGAACAAUCUGAUGUUGCAGGGUGCCCUCUUACCCUCUCAGAUGAGCUCUUUGAUGGGAUCAAGAGUGCAUGUUCUGGUGCCAAAAGUGGUGGUGACAUGGAGCUCCACCGCAGCAGGUGCUGCCCGGUGCUUGCAGCAUGGUUGUAUUCUGCAUAUUCUUCUACUGCACUGGGCAUGGUAGGCCACAGGCAUAGCAGUGUUCAUGGCCACGCUACAUCAGUGUAUGACAUGAUGCCUUUGCUCCCAGAUGACUCAGAAACCUGUGUGAAUGAGCUCGGAAAGGCUUUGGAAGUGAGGGGAAUUGAACUCACCAAGCCUAAUGACACUUGUGAUGUGGUUUAUUGCUUUUGUGGGAUUAGGCUGCACCAUUUGACAUGCCCAGAUGCAUUUUCUGUUAGCCAAAGAGGGGAGCUUUUGGGGGAUGCAAGUGUGAGAAGGUUGGAGAAGAAUUGCUUGAGUAGUAGUGCAGAUGUCAAUGGCUUACCAGGUCUUGGAGGGUGCUCUAAGUGCUUAAAUACCCUCUAUUUGCUUAACAAGAAGACUUCAAAUUCAAGCAAAGCAGAAGAAGACAGGACCACCAAGAUCCACAACAAAGACUGUGAGCUUAUGGGCUUGACAUGGCUUCUGGCAAAAAAUAGAACAGCUUAUAUGCACACAGUUUCAGGGGUUCUCAGAGCUUUGAUGUUGAACACUGGUGGCUCUUACCCUCAAUCUUGCUCUCUGAACAGUGAUGGAAUGCCUCUUGCUGUGGACUCAUCUCAAAUCUCUGAUCACUCUUCAUCAACCAAUCUCCAACCACUCAUCUCUUUUUCUUUGUUUUUUUUACUUUGUUUGCUACUACUACCUAUGCAUUUCACAUCUUAGCUCUGACAUGAGCCAAAAAAGGAUCUCAAACAUGACAUCUUGUAGAUUUGGAUCUUUAUGUUGUAGCUUAGAAAUGCAGUUUUUUCUCUGUUAUUAGGGUGUGUAUCAAGUGAGAUAAGUGUUUAUGAGAGAGGACAAGAGAAAUUAAUUAACCAUGCAUGGAUGAUAAAAUCAUAAACUCAUGUGAGUUUGACUUUGUUCAUUGAUCAUAUGAUAACUAAACAACUUUUCAUCAUAAUCAUCAUCAUCAUCAUCAUCAUCCAUGUGUAGUUACUCUUUUGAACAAACACUCCUCUCACUUGAUAAGUAUCCCUUGAUUGAGGUGUUUGAUAUUUGCCUCUGUUUUGUUUUGUUUUGGUGGACCACCAUGAUAGGAAUUUGUGAAGUUGUUUUCAAGGGACAACAUUUGGAAGUAGUGUUCAGUUAUUAGGUUGGUAUUUUGCAUGAGACAGUUAAUGUUUCACGGGCAAUUUAUGGUUUCUGGAAAGUCAACUUCACCGGAA